Molecule: messenger RNA, 7753 nt
Organism: Spea bombifrons (plains spadefoot toad)
Lineage: Eukaryota; Metazoa; Chordata; Amphibia; Anura; Pelobatidae
Gene: CACNA1B
Product: calcium voltage-gated channel subunit alpha1 B
Exons: 48
Coding region: 212-7198 (2328 amino acids)
Biological process (GO): chemical synaptic transmission; calcium ion import across plasma membrane
Cellular component (GO): voltage-gated calcium channel complex; membrane; neuronal cell body
Molecular function (GO): high voltage-gated calcium channel activity
Source: RefSeq, a predicted model, not a curated record
AGAAGAUCCACCUUUUGAUCCAGGAUUCCAAGUUGACAAUCCUGCAUGUUCUUGUGGAGCCUGCGCUGCACAGCAGAUCUUCCUGGUGGUGGAGACUCUACAUGAAAGGCAUCACAUUGUGAGGACUGCUGUGCAUGGGGAUGUGUGUGCACCCCCCAACCUUGCAACCUGGCAUUUUGGAUAUUAACCCUUGGUUCUGUCAAUUUGUAGAAUGGCACGCUUUGGAGAUGAUCUGCCCACCCGUUAUGGAACCGGAGUGCCUGGGGGUACUGGAAGGGGCAGCAGUAGACAAGGUGGUCCUCAGUCUGGCCAAAGGAUGUACAAGCAAUCUAUGGCUCAAAGGGCCAGGACUAUGGCUCUGUAUAACCCCAUCCCAGUCAAACAGAACUGCUUCACAGUCAACAGAUCUCUGUUCAUCUUCAGUGAAGACAAUGUCAUCAGAAAAUAUGCCAAAAGGAUCACAGAGUGGCCUCCGUUUGAAUAUAUGAUUUUAGCCACCAUCAUUGCCAACUGCAUCGUUCUUGCCCUGGAACAGCAUCUGCCCGAACAUGACAAGACGGAUAUGUCCGAGCGAUUGGAUGACACCGAGCCGUACUUCAUCGGGAUUUUCUGCUUCGAAGCUGGAAUCAAAAUCAUCGCUUUGGGUUUUGUUUUCCAUAAAGGCUCCUACCUCCGCAACGGCUGGAACGUCAUGGAUUUUGUGGUGGUUCUCACAGGGAUUCUGGCAACUGCUGGGGCAAACUUUGACUUGAGGACCUUGAGAGCGGUGAGGGUGCUGAGGCCACUGAAACUCGUAUCUGGAAUACCAAGCCUGCAGGUGGUUUUGAAGUCCAUCAUGAAGGCCAUGGUACCGCUCCUGCAGAUCGGUCUUCUUCUGUUCUUCGCUAUAGUCAUGUUUGCAAUAAUCGGGCUGGAGUUUUACAUGGGCAAGUUCCACAAAGCCUGCUUUACUAAAGACGGAGAUGAGCCGGUUGGAGAUUUCCCCUGUGGGGAAGAACCUCCGGCCCGACUUUGUGACAACGGCACCGAAUGUCGCCAUUACUGGAAGGGCCCCAACUUUGGUAUCACUAAUUUCGACAACAUCUUGUUUGCGGUCCUUACGGUAUUCCAGUGCAUAACCAUGGAGGGUUGGACGGACAUUCUCUACAAUACUAACGAUGCCAUCGGACCAAUGUGGAACUGGCUCUACUUCAUCCCUCUCAUCAUCGUUGGAUCCUUCUUCAUGCUGAACCUGGUGUUGGGUGUCCUCUCGGGGGAAUUUGCCAAGGAACGUGAGAGAGUAGAGAACAGGAGAGCGUUCCUCAAACUCAGGAGACAACAGCAAAUUGAACGCGAACUCAACGGCUACCUGGAGUGGAUCUUCAAAGCUGAGGAAGUGAUGCUGGCAGAAGAAGAUAAAAAUGCUGAAGAAAAAUCUCCGUUGGAUGUGCUGAAGCGGGCUACCACCAUCAAGAAGAGCAAGAAUGACCUUAUUCAUGCGGAGGAGGGUGAGGACCACUUCACUGAUAUCUGUUCUGUGGGUUCACCCUUUGCCAGAUCAAGUUUGAAGGGCGGGAAGAAUGAAAGCUCUUCCUACCUCCGACGCAAGGAAAAGAUGUUCAGGUUCUUCAUCCGCCGCAUGGUGAAAGCGCAGAGUUUUUAUUGGUUUGUCCUCUGCGUGGUUGCGCUAAACACACUUUGUGUGGCUAUCGUACACUACAGUCAGCCCGCGUGGCUCACCAGAGCUCUGUACUUUGCAGAGUUUGUGUUCCUGGGGCUCUUCCUGACGGAGAUGUCUAUGAAGAUGUAUGGCCUGGGUCCUCGUAACUACUUCCACUCCUCCUUCAACUGCUUUGAUUUUGGGGUGAUAGUGGGAAGUAUUUUCGAGGUGAUUUGGGCAGCCGUCAAGCCAGGCACCUCCUUUGGGAUCAGCGUACUCAGAGCCCUGAGGUUGCUCCGUAUAUUUAAGGUCACAAAGUACUGGAACUCCUUGCGAAAUCUGGUUGUGUCUUUGCUGAACUCAAUGAAGUCCAUCGUCAGUCUCUUAUUCCUCCUCUUUUUGUUCAUCGUGGUGUUUGCCUUGCUCGGCAUGCAGCUCUUUGGAGGACAGUUUUACUUUGAAGAAGAAACUCGGAACACCAACUUCGACACCUUCCCAACGGCCAUCCUUACCGUCUUUCAGAUACUGACAGGAGAAGACUGGAAUAACGUGAUGUAUUUUGGAAUUGAAUCCCAAGGGGGUGUCAGCAAGGGCAUGUACUCCUGCAUCUACUUCAUCAUCCUUACACUGUUUGGAAACUAUACCCUUCUUAAUGUGUUUUUAGCCAUUGCUGUGGACAAUCUGGCAAAUGCCCAGGAGCUGACAAAGGAUGAAGAAGAAAUGGAAGAGGCAACCAAUCAGAAACUCGCCCUUCAGAAGGCCAAGGAGGUUGCAGAAGUCAGCCCCAUGUCCGCUGCGAACCUCUCAAUCACAGCUUUUGUAAAGCAAACUCAAGGUGCAAUAUCUCGGAGCUCGUCCGUAUCCAACGUAAAUUCACCCAAACAGCAAAACUCCACUAAAUGUCGCUCAGUAUGGGAGCAGCGAACCACACAGAUACGCAUGCAUAAUUUCCGUGCCAGCUGCGAAGCACUUUACAGUGAGCUGGAACCAGAGGACCGACUGCGAUAUGCCACCACGCUGCAUCUACGACCAGAUAUGAAGAGCCACAUGGAUCGUCCUUUGUUGGUGGAGCCACAGGAAUCUCUUGAAACUAAGGACGGCAGUCCUGACGCACCACCUACAAAUGAAAUAGAACCUGUGCCUGGAGUGACUACGGAACAGCCUCCACGAAGACACCACCGACACCGGGAGAGAGGUGGCGGAGAGACAAACGGCGGUCGGGAAAAUGGUAAUGGUGAUUCGGGCAGUAAUGACAGGGAGGAACAUCAUCGUCAACACAGGAGUCAUAGUAAAGAAGGGGAAGGAGGGAAAGAAUCAGGGAGAGUAGAAGGUAACAGAAGCCAAGAAAGGGCCAAGAGACACCACAGAAGAGCUUCCCCUGAAGACGGGGUAGAAAGGGAGCAUCGACGACACCGCACCCAUCGUCACUCAGCCGAAAGGCAGGGGAAAGAAGGCAAUGGGCAGCCAUCUUCUGGGACCAAAGGGGAAAGGAAAUCCCGGCACAGAGGAGGAGGCUCCAGGUCGGGCAACAGAGAGGGUGAUGGAAGUAAUCGUGGAACAGGAGAAAACGGAGAAGAGCCUCAUCGAUCACGGCACAGAGGCCGACACAAAGCCCUUUCAACAUACGAUACAGAAGACAGACGUGAUAACAGAGAAGGAGACACGGGAGAGAGAGAACAUCGCAACCACAGGACAAGGGAGAGCCGCAAUGAGCCUGAGGGUCCUGUCGGAGGACUACAGCAGCUGCCAGAGCAGCCGGAAGAUGCCGACAACCAGAGGAAUGUGAACCGAAUGUCACAGCCUCACCCAGACAGGGCUAGUACUGUGACCAUUCCAGUCACCAUCACGGCCCCACCGGUGGACAGUGCUGUCAUACCAAUAAACAGUGUGGACUUUGAUGUAAAGUCCGAAGAGAAAAAGGAGAUGGAGGCGGAUGAUCUUACUAGAAAUGGACCAAAGCAGAUCCUGCCUUACAGCUCCAUGUUCGUAUUCAGUUCCACCAACCCAGUCCGACGUCUCUGCCAUUACAUUGUCAACAUGCGCUACUUUGAGAUGGUCAUCCUUAUUGUCAUCGCCCUGAGUAGUAUUGCUCUGGCAGCGGAGGACCCGGUACAGGCCGACUCUCCACGCAAUGACGUGCUGAAAUAUAUGGAUUACAUAUUUACGGGCGUCUUCACGUUUGAGAUGGUGAUAAAGAUGAUCGACCUCGGGCUGCUUCUUCAUUCAGGCUCCUAUUUCCGUGACCUGUGGAACAUUUUGGAUUUCAUCGUGGUCAGCGGUGCACUUGUCGCAUUUGCAUUCUCAGGAAAUAAAGGAAAAGAUUUGAACACCAUCAAGUCCCUUCGAGUCCUCCGUGUCCUAAGACCUUUGAAAACCAUCAAACGGCUUCCUAAGUUGAAGGCGGUGUUUGACUGCGUAGUAAACUCUCUCAAAAACGUCUUGAACAUCCUGAUAGUUUACAUGCUGUUCAUGUUUAUCUUCGCUGUGGUGGCCGUCCAGCUGUUCAAGGGCAAAUUCUUCUACUGCACAGAUGAGUCGAAAGAUCUGGAGAAAGAUUGCAAGGGUGAAUACUUGAAUUAUGAAAAUGAUGAUGUCCGUGCACAGGCCAGAGAAUGGAAGAAGUAUGAAUUUCACUACGACAAUGUUUUGUGGGCCUUGCUGACUUUAUUCACUGUGUCCACGGGAGAAGGUUGGCCCAACGUACUCAAACAUUCCGUAGACGCGACUUACGAGGAUCAGGGCCCAACUCCCGGCUUCCGAAUGGAGAUGUCUAUCUUCUAUGUGGUCUACUUUGUAGUGUUCCCCUUCUUCUUUGUCAACAUCUUCGUGGCUCUUAUUAUCAUCACUUUCCAAGAACAGGGGGACAAGGUCAUGUCGGAGUGUAGCUUGGAAAAGAAUGAGAGAGCCUGCAUUGACUUUGUCAUUAGCGCCAAGCCGCUGACACGAUACAUGCCGCAGAACCGACAAUCCUUCCAAUACAAGAUGUGGAAAUUUGUGGUCUCUCCGCCAUUUGAGUAUUUCAUUAUGGUGAUGAUCGCUCUGAAUACAAUUGUGCUUAUGAUGAAGUUUUACGGUGCCUCGCCGACAUAUGAAGAUAUGCUGAAAUGUUUAAAUAUUAUCUUCACCUCCAUGUUCUCCUUGGAAUGUAUCCUGAAAAUCAUCGCGUUUGGUGUCUUGAAUUAUUUCAGAGAUGCCUGGAAUGUCUUUGACUUUGUCACUGUUUUGGGAAGUAUAACUGAUAUUUUAGUAACAGAGAUUGCGGAAAAUUUCAUCAACUUGAGCUUCCUGAGACUCUUUCGAGCCGCCAGAUUGAUCAAACUCCUGAGACAGGGCUACACCAUCCGCAUCUUGCUCUGGACCUUUGUGCAAUCUUUUAAGGCCCUGCCAUACGUCUGCCUUCUUAUAGCCAUGCUGUUCUUUAUUUACGCCAUCAUCGGCAUGCAGGUGUUUGGUAACAUUGGGUUAGCAGAUGACAGCGCCAUUAACCGCCACAACAAUUUCCGGACCUUCUUGCAGGCCCUCAUGCUCCUCUUCAGGAGCGCCACUGGAGAGGGUUGGCAUGAGAUUAUGCUUUCCUGCCUUAGUAACCGUCCCUGUGACCCCCGAUCAGGCAACAUGAAAAAUGAAUGCGGCAGCGAUUUCGCUUAUUUCUACUUUGUCUCCUUCAUUUUCUUGUGCUCUUUCCUGAUGCUGAAUCUCUUUGUGGCUGUCAUUAUGGAUAAUUUUGAGUACCUAACACGAGACUCUUCCAUACUGGGACCUCAUCACUUAGAUGAGUUUAUCCGAGUUUGGGCUGAAUAUGAUCCAGCUGCUUGCUACAGAAUUCACUAUAAGGAUAUGUACAAUUUAUUGCGUGUUAUUGCCCCUCCUCUUGGGCUGGGAAAACGCUGCCCGUCAAGGGUGGCUUACAAGCGCUUGGUCAGGAUGAACAUGCCAAUUUCUGACACAGACCUCACCGUCCACUUCACCUCUACCUUGAUGGCUUUAAUCAGGACUGCGCUGGACAUUAAAUUGGCAUCAGGGGGAAUAAAGCAACAUGAAUCUGACGCUGAUUUGCGGAAGGAGAUCAUGUCGGUGUGGCCUAACCUGUCUCAGAAAACGCUGGAUCUACUAGUACCACCUCAUAAGCCUGAGGAAAUGACCGUCGGAAAGGUUUACGCGGCUCUUAUGAUCUUUGACUUCUACAAGCAGAAUAAGAACAACCGUGACCAAUCUCACCAGCAACCAGGGGUCCUCUCUCAGACAGGGACAGUCUCCUUGUUCCAGCCCUUGAAAGCAACGUUGGAGCAGAACCUUCCUUUUGGUAAUUCCAAGGUGUUCCUGAGACAAAAGAGCUCCGCUUCCCUGAACAAUGGGGGUGUCGUACCCAAUCAAGACUCUGCGAUACGAGAGUCGAGCUCUUGGGGAAAUCAACCGGCUGCAGACCCGUUUUCGACACCUAGAAGUACUGCGUUCCAGAGAGGUCACUCGGAAGAGAUCCCCUGCCUCCAGUCUGUAGAGAUGAAAGAAAUUGCCCAGAACCUCUCGAACGGUGGAGAACAUCCAACCGGUUUGGAGAUCCAAGGCCGUGCUGUCUCAAUGCCCCGUCUGGCUGCUGAGGCUCAUCCGAGGAGCCGCGCUCCAUCCCCCGGAAACGGUUACCUGCCCCCGAUUCCUGACACCAGCCCCAUGAAGCGAUCCAUCUCCACCCUGACUCCACCGCAGAGACCCCAGCUGUACGAGUAUUCCCUGGAGAAGGUACCGCACGAGCGCAGCCAUCAGCAUCACCACCGCUGCCACCGCCGCAAGGAGAGGAAGCAGAAAUCCACAGAGAGGUCGCCCCAGAACGACGACACAGAGGCCAUUCCUCGAGAGAAGAGGCAGGAGAGAGGCAGAUCCCAAGAGAGGAAGCAGCAGCCCCCGUCAUCAAACGAGAAGCAACGAUUCUACUCCUGUGACCGAUACGGAAGCCGAGAGUCUGGUCACCCGCGUCACUCAGAUCACAGCCGGGCCACGUCUCCAAGUAGUGGCAUCGACCAUGGGACCAACAGACAGGGCAGUGGCUCGGCCAGCGGAAGUCCACGUCUGACCAGCUCCGGUGCUAGCACUCCAUGCCGGGGAAUGCGGAGACAGCUCCCCCAGACUCCUCUUACCCCUCGGCCAAGCGUUACCUACCGGACGGCUCACUCGUCCCCUGUGCACUUCGGUGGGCUCGCUUACUCUCCCGGCCGCUUGAGCCGGGGCUUAUCGGAGCACAACACCCUGAUGUACAGCGACUCUCCUAGCCAUUCUGCCUGCACAGUUACCCGCAUUGGUUCUGACCCUUACCUAGGGCCACGCCAAGAGUCUGAAAGCUACAGUCCUGUGCCUGAGGAUACUUUAACCUUUGAGGAGGCGCUGGCCAGCAACUCUGGACGUUCCUCACGGACUUCCUACGUGUCCUCUCUCACUUCCCAUUCCCACCAGCUCUGCAGGGUACCCAACGGAUACCAUUACACCCUGGGGCUUAGCACGGGACCUGGGACAGCCCCGAGAGGCCGAAGCUACUACCACGAGGCAGACGAAGACGACUGGUGCUAGCACAGCGACCCAAAACACAUCCUCACUCCCACCCCUGCUUCACUGGAAGCUUGUCGGGAUCUGAGAGGGGCCCAGUUGCUUGAGUCACUACUGAUGAGUUUUAUCAUCGGCCGGCAGAUCGCCGGGAUAACAGAGCAUGUUACGAGAAAGCAGAGGCACCUUGGAAGAACUCCAAUAUAAUAAUUAUGGAGAUGUUACGGGAGGGAUUAGUGAAAGUAUCCGGGAAGGUUUUCAGCGCAUGUCUGAAUAACUAGGAAGUGUCUGGGCCAUCGUCCUUUUGGGGGUUUUAUUGGGGAUAGGGAGCGGAAGCGCCCAUUUGGAUAAGGGAUUGAAGCGUUGGAGAAACAGGAUACAAAGGACAUGUUGAGGUUCACCGAGUAUACAAUUUGAUAUUUCUUGUUUUCUAUCUAAAUAUUAUUUAAACGUAUCGGAAGGACAGCAAGAAGAGAGACGGAUACACCGACUUUACAAAAACACCGCGUUCACACACUGCCCCGUAAACCCGUAAACUCGUAUUCCACGGUAUAAUCCCAAUAAACGCCUUGUUUACAUUAA